This is a messenger RNA of Leopardus geoffroyi (Geoffroy's cat), 711 nucleotides long. RefSeq names its product 60S ribosomal protein L27-like. Gene Ontology annotation, cellular component: ribosome; cytosolic large ribosomal subunit. The record is from RefSeq and is a predicted model, not a curated record. The transcript is spliced from 4 exons. The coding region runs from base 1 to 711 and encodes 236 amino acids. Gene Ontology annotation, molecular function: structural constituent of ribosome. Gene Ontology annotation, biological process: translation. Lineage: Eukaryota; Metazoa; Chordata; Mammalia; Carnivora; Felidae.
AUGAACAAGCCAGCAGCAGCUGCAGCCAGACCUCAUAGUCAGCCAUGCCAAAGAGUAGCCCCUUUCACUAGUGUGCUCACCUUAGUUGUGGCUGGUGAUUGCAGCCAGCCAGACUGGGGGUCACUCUUUCCCACCAGUGUACUCACAGCAGAUGUGGCCCAGUCACAAUUUGGUCCUAUGCCCAUGUGCACCUGUUUAUCCAUGCCCAAACAGUGUCAUGUAGAUUGCAAGAGAUGCAAGCAAAGUUAUAAUCUGAGAUGCAUGAGGAAACUGUGCAAGAAGGUAGCAGUGGAAUGGCUGGUGUCGAGAUGGGCUGGUGUCAGGAAGGUGGUGCCAGUCUGGACCAGAUGCUAUUCUGGAUACAAAGUGGUCAUUGUGAAGAACAUUGAUGAUGGCACCUCAGACCAUCCCUACAGCCAUGCCCUGGUGGCUGGAAUUGACUGCUAUACCUGCAAAGUGACUGCUGCCAUGGGCAAGAAGAAAAUCACCAAAAGGUCAAAGAUCAAGUCUUUUGUGAAAGUUUAUAACUACAGUCACUUCAUGCCCAUAAGGCACUCUGUGGAUAUCCUCUGGGACAAGACUGUGGUCAAGAAGGAUGUCUUCAGAGUCCUUGCUCUUAAAUGCAAGGCCCAACAAGAGGCCAAGAUCAAGUUCAAGGAGAGGUACGAGAUCAGCAAGAACAAAUGGUCCUUCCAAAAGCUGUGGUUUUAG